AUGUUGCAGGACAUCCAAUACCCGAAAUAUAUGGGCGUCAACACGGACUCUAUGCGAGAGAUGGGUAUCGUACCCCCUCAAAUUCCCCAAGAGAUCGCGGGACCAACACAAAUCGAGGGAAUCUGGAUCUACAUGGUGCAGCUAUCCACGCUUUGGAAUGAGGUUCAACAUUAUGUUUCUCACUGCGCCAGUGGGGACCCAAUGCCCCCUUGGUCCUUACAAUCCGGAUAUUCCGUCAUAGGAGCACAACUUAUGAACAUCGAAACAAAAUUCCCGACAUAUCAUCGCUGGGACUCAGUGAGAUUUAUGGAUCAUUCCUCGCACGACUUACAUCAGAACCGCGGAUAUUGGAGCCCCUGGGUGUACCUCCAGUUCACAUACCACGCAAUCCACAGCGUGCUCAACCAUCCAUUUCUAUAUUCGUGGAGACCACAGCAGUCUACCCAGCUGGCGGUGCCAAACACUUUCUGGAAAACAUCCUCUGAGCUCGCUCUCAUUCAUACCACAUGGACUGCCCGCUUGAUUGAUUUGAUCCAAGAAAAAGACUAUCAAGUAUCAGAUCCCUUUCUAGGGCAUCUGGUCGCCAUUGCGGCAACGAUCCAGCUUUACUACUGUCGCGCGGCCGACUCGACAGUGAGACAAUCUGCGCAAACCAAGGUUGACGUCUGCUUGGCCUUUUUGGGUCAACUUGCCACCAAAUGGCCUAGGUGCCAAGCCAUUCACCGCAAACUUGAAGAGAUCCUCCAAUCAGCAUUUGCCCCAAGUCCGUCUUCGAGUGAUGCAAGCCUUCCUCGACGAACACUAUCGAUCAACACUUCCUUAAUGUGGGAUAUCCUGCUCCACAGCUCACCGAGAACAUCGUCCGCUCCGUUAGGAGAAGGCCUGUUCGACUCAUCCUUCUUCCAGACCUCAGAAGAGGCGUCAGAGGAGAAGCAGACCGUCGAGACCGAGAUCUUUCACCACUCAACCAGGGCAGUGGAUACGUCUGAUGGUGGUCAAGCACUGCCACCCUAUUCAAGUGCUGCCGAUAGAAAAUCACAUUCAGAGGGUGGAGAGCAAAAACUACAUAGCAGUUGGGAGCGAUCUCGUUUCGGCCCAUCCGAUGGGCUGGUGGACCAGUAUCCAUCAGUAUCCGAAACAAUGAUGUGGGCUGGACCUGGUCUGCGUGGGGAUUCUUCCUUGAUGGAUUUAGCGCAUGACCCCUUUUUCCAGUUCCAAGAUCAUCAAAGCCCCUACAUGGGGAUUUGGGAAAUUGGAAAUUUGUAG
This is a messenger RNA of Penicillium brevicompactum, 1266 nucleotides long. Its product is annotated as fungal specific transcription factor domain-containing protein. The transcript is spliced from 2 exons. The record is from RefSeq and is a predicted model, not a curated record. Bases 1 to 1266 code for a protein of 421 amino acids. Gene Ontology annotation, cellular component: nucleus. NCBI's taxonomy places the organism in Eukaryota, Fungi, Ascomycota, Eurotiomycetes, Eurotiales, Aspergillaceae.